This is a messenger RNA of Bemisia tabaci, 1405 nucleotides long. RefSeq lists its product as uncharacterized. Lineage: Eukaryota; Metazoa; Arthropoda; Insecta; Hemiptera; Aleyrodidae. The record is from RefSeq and is a predicted model, not a curated record.
CAAGGCGGAUAAAGAAUGGUGGUCACAUUUCGUACCCUCUGGACGUCACACGGUAUCGGGUACAUCGGGUACGGUACAUGGACUGGCCGAGGCCGGGGGAGCCGACUCAACCUCGGAUUGCACGGCAUAACCCGUACCCUCCUGACGUCACAACGCUUCAAGAUGGCAGCCAAAAUCGAAAUGCGACCACCAUUCUUUAUCCGCCUUGUUCUUCCCCUUCCCAGCGCCCGCCCAGCCGUGAGUUCUGAACUUCUGACUUCGAAGCCUGCCUGCCUGUCAGACAGGAACUCUCAGAUCAGAAUGUACAUCUCCAGAACAGUAAAUUAUGGCAUCAGGCUCACACCUGUACAGACUCGAUUGUGGACCUCCAUCGAUAGACUGAUUGUUCCUUCUGCUGUAUUCUUAGCUAGCAUAGGAAUAACGGUCUCUACAUUCAGUGUCAAACAAUUAUUAGCCGCAGGUAGUCGAACCAAGCGCUUUUAAGAGGCUACUUUCCUGAAGUCAACAUUAACCACAUCAAUCCUAUCGCUAUGCUAUCUGGAGGAUAGGAGGAGGAAAAAAGAUAUGACUUUGCUUUUUUAAGCUUGUAGAGUCAAGAUUCUUUGUAAUUUAAGAGGCAUGUUGUCAGAUGGAACUACCUGGCAAAGAAUUUCAAAUUUUUGCACUGUUAUUUUGAAACUGAAUAACAUUGCAAUAAAAUUUAGAUGUAUGUUUUCCCACCCUCACCACCUGUCAAAAUGUUGAUUGUUUUCUACCUACCCUUCUUCCCUAUUUUUUAUUCAUCAGUUUGCUUGUAGUAUUAUGAUCUUCUGUUUUUCUCUUAACACAUCUCUGUAAGUUUCGAUUUUAUAUCUCUCCAUACUUUGUACUUUAAUAUAUUUCUUCUUUUAUUUUAUUCAAGGAAGCACGACCUAUUAUCUUUGUCGAAAGUUAAAUAACUGUCAUGUAAAUUAUGUAUCCAAUCUGAAUGUAGAGCAUUCAGCAUCACAGUUCACUUUGAACAAAUCUAUUCCAUCACUAAUGAUGAGCAAACUUCUGCAUCUGAGAAGUACGUUUCAGUCCAGAGACGAAAUUCCACAACAAUGCACAAGUAAAAUUCAAACAAUUGCUGCAUAUCUUUAAAUGAUGUAAGAUUUGCAAGAACAGUCAAAACCUUGUAAGUGAUUGUUGACAAUGCCUGGAUUUACACUGUGGGAAGAAAAUUUAUCUUGCCGCACUCAAAGGUAUAUAAGAUACAGAGUUAUUUAUUUUUUCAUGAUCUCUGGCCAAAUAUUAAAAAUUCCAUCCCUCAGGAAUGUUGAAAACUGAAGUGUGAAAUUUUGCCCUGAUACUGUGUUAAAAUGAAAGAAUGGUGUGGUUUUGUGUGAUAUUUAAUAAAUUUUUAGUUUAGUUGCCCAGCUGUUUA